ACACUAGCCAUCCUGGUAUAUAAAUCGUGAUAAAACAAGCUGACAACAACCGAUACGGCCAUAUCGUCCUGCACACAGCUGCCUGACAGUUAACCAUACGGACCUAGCAAACCUUCAUUCAAUACCUGAAAUAUGGGGCCGACAGGUGAGGUGGUGUUUGCCAGCGUGGUGCCGGUCUGCGCAGAGAACCGGCUACGUUGGGACCUGAACCCUGAGCAGAUCCAGCAGCUCUCCGACGAGCUCAUUGCCAGCACCAAGACGGUGUACGACGCCGUCGGAGCGCUGGACCUCGACAGCGUCACCUUCGAGAACACGCUGAAGGCCCUCGCUGGCGUGGAGGUCGAGUACACCGUCCAGAGGAACAUGUUGGACUUCCCGCAGCACGUCUCUUCCAGUAAGGAGGUCCGAACGGCGAGCACCGACGCCGACAAGCGUCUGUCGGAGUUCGACGUGGAGAUGAGCAUGAGGGAGGACGUCUACCUGAGGAUCGUCGCCCUGGAGAAGGUGGAUGGCGGCUGCCUCACUGCAGAGUCCAAGCGUUACAUGGAGCGACUGAUGAAGCUGGGGAAGAGGAACGGCCUCCACCUGCCCAAAGAGACACAAGAGGAGAUCAAGACCAUCAAGAAGAAGCUGAGCAACCUGAGCAUCGACUUCAACAAGAACCUGAACGAGGACACGACCAGUCUGUCCUUCACCAGAGACGAGCUGGGCGGCCUCCCCGAGGACUUCCUGAGCUCCCUGGAGAAGCACGGAGAGACGCUGAAGGUCACCCUGAAGUAUCCUCAUUACUUCCCCACCAUGAAGAAAUGCUUCGUCCCAGAGACCCGCCAGAAGCUGGAGGAGGCCUUCAACUCCCGCUGCAAGGAGGAGAACUCGGCCAUCCUGAAGGAGCUGGUGGAGCUCCGGGCUCAGAAAAGCUCCAUGCUGGGCUUCACCACACACGCUGACUUCGUCCUGGAGAUGAACAUGGCCAAGUCUGGGAAGAAGGUGGCGGGCUUCCUGGAGGAGCUGGCUCGUAAGCUGAAGCCUCUGGGCGAUGAAGAGCGCUCGGUUAUCCUCAAGCUGAAGGAGAAGGAGUGCCAGAAGAGGAGUCUGCCCUUCAACGGAGAGCUGCACGCCUGGGACACCCGCUACUUCAUGACCCAGGUGGAGGAGACUCAGUACGCAGUGGAUCAGAACCUGUUGAAGGAGUACUUCCCCAUGGAGGUGGUGACUCGGGGCCUGUUGGACAUCUACCAGGAGCUGCUGGGUCUGUCCUUCGAGCUGGUGGACGGAGCCUCCGUGUGGCACCCGGACGUCACUCUGUACUGUGUGAAGGACCGCAGCAGUGGUCAGGUGGUCGGCCAGUUCUACCUGGACCUCUUCCCCAGGGAGGGGAAGUACGGCCACGCCGCCUGCUUCGGCCUGCAGCCUGGGUGUCUGCUGCGCGACGGCACCCGUCAGAUGUCGGUGGCGGCCAUGGUGGCCAACUUCAGCAAGCCGACGGCCGACGCCCCGUCGCUCCUGCAGCACGACGAGGUGGAGACGUACUUCCACGAGUUCGGACACGUCAUGCACCAGCUCUGUGCCGAGGCGGACUACGCCAUGUUCAGCGGGACUCACGUGGAGCGGGACUUUGUGGAGGCUCCGUCUCAGAUGUUGGAGAACUGGGUAUGGGAGAGGGAGCCCCUGCAGAGAAUGUCCAAGCACUACAAGACCGGCAACGCCAUCCCAGAGGAGCUGCUCGACAAACUCAUCAAGUCCCGCCUCGCCAACACCGGUCUGUUUAACUUGAGGCAGAUCGUUCUGGCUAAAGUGGAUCAGGCUUUGCACACUAGGAACGGACUGGACGCUGCGGAGGAGUACGGACGCCUCUGUCAGGAAGUCCUGGGAAUCCCUGCCUCAUCAGGAACCAACAUGCCGGCGACCUUCGGGCAUCUGGCCGGCGGUUACGAUGCUCAGUACUACGGUUACCUGUGGAGUGAGGUGUUCUCUAUGGACAUGUUCUUCGCUCGCUUCAAACAGGAAGGAAUCAUGAACCCGAAGGUGGGUCUGGACUACAGAAAGUUCAUCCUGGGACCCGGCGGCUCCGAGGACGCCUCCGAGAUGCUGAGGAAGUUCCUCGGGAGGGAACCGAAACAGGAAGCGUUCCUGCUGAGUAAAGGACUGACGGUGGAGCAGGAUGCUAGCACGCCGUGUCCCUGCUGAACAAUUACAGCAGCCGUCUCCACCACCCCGCCCCUCCUGCAGUGACAAAGGACUGAGGUUUUCUAGAAAAAAACAACCCGUAAAAUGAUGCCCGACAUAGAGGAAAAAAUUUGCUUAAAUAAAAAAAGAUUUGAGGUGAAAUUGUCUUGUCUGAAUCAGUGAUAUUACAUGAAAACAUUUAGUGACAGUCAAACGUUCGUGUCUCACCCAAAAAUCAUCCAAACCUGAUGCUGUUUUUUCUUUCAUGCUACAAUGAAAGUCUGUAAAAUGUCCAUGAUUGGAUACUAUUCAUAAGCCACCAGUCCGUUCUUUGUAUUUCUGAUGCUGAGUCGCUGCUCAGUGAGUGUUUGCUGUUAUUCAUUUUCAACAGAAGCCUCAGACCUUCAGUAAAAAAAACAAAUCAAACAUAACUGGUAGGUAUUCAAAGAUCAGGUCACAAGUGCACAAUACGUCAUAUUAUAAUAAUUCCUAUCUGCGGCCAAAUGAUUCACCAAAC
Messenger RNA from Anarrhichthys ocellatus (wolf-eel), 2683 nucleotides. RefSeq names its product thimet oligopeptidase 1 (gene thop1). The transcript is spliced from 15 exons. NCBI's taxonomy places the organism in Eukaryota, Metazoa, Chordata, Actinopteri, Perciformes, Anarhichadidae. Gene Ontology annotation, cellular component: mitochondrial intermembrane space. The coding region runs from base 133 to 2187 and encodes 684 amino acids. Gene Ontology annotation, molecular function: metalloendopeptidase activity. The record is from RefSeq and is a predicted model, not a curated record. Gene Ontology annotation, biological process: proteolysis; peptide metabolic process.